This is a messenger RNA of Diatraea saccharalis (sugarcane borer), 453 nucleotides long. The record is from the annotation of a GenBank genome assembly. NCBI's taxonomy places the organism in Eukaryota, Metazoa, Arthropoda, Insecta, Lepidoptera, Crambidae.
AUACAAUACACUAACACGAGAAAAGAUUAAAAACUUUGACGCAAAAUGUCACACAAACUUCAAAACCGAUCAAAAUUUGUCCCAUCCAAUUUUUUAUGUUAAGCCAAACAAUACAUUUAUUUAUUGCUAUCGUAAACAUAGAAACGGCAAUGUGUAAUUUUUGUUUAACAGAAAAACAAUUUGUCACUUAGGAGAGUUAUGAGUAAACCAGACAAGAGGGAUUUCGAAGAGAGAUACGCCGCUUGCUUCGUUGAUUUCGCUGUCAAAACUACGGUAGGAUUGUUAAUCGGCAGCAUGAUGGGCAGCUUCUUCCUACGCAGUUACCGCAGGUGGCCUAUGUUCAUUGGUGGUGGGCUCGGCUUUGGCAUGGCGUACACCAAUUGCGAGCACAGCCUCAACGACUUCCUCCUCUCAAUGGACCCUAAAGCUUGCGUCAUCAAGAAACAACCUUGA